AUGGCGUCGACGUCGAUCCAAGUGGGGUCGGCCAUCGAGCAGGGCGUGAAGGAGCUCGAGAAGCUGAAGGAUGUUUAUGCCGACCUCUGCCAGAUACCCAUCCCCACAAAUGGGCGAAUCGUCCGCGCGCAGAAUGGAGUCGUCCAGCUUACCUCCAUCUUUUCCAACCGCGUGCUGCCGUUGAAGAAGUUUGCCCGCUCUCAACGUGUCUCUGUCCUCAACGAGACAGAGCUCGGCUUCGACCUCAUCACAUCGACUUGUCUGCCGCUAACUUCGACUGAGACCCAAACGGCCGUCUACUCGCCCUCAAACACGAAGGUGGCCCAGCUGCUCGUCGUGAAGGACACCGACAAGAAGUACUACCUCAAUGUGUUCGAUCAGCAGGAGCACGUCGAAUUGCUGUCCACCGACUUGAGCGGCCAGAAGAAGCACGGCGACAUUUUUGGGCUCGGUUGCGAACCGUUCGGUACGCUGCGCUUCUCCUUCGGCGAGGGCCACAUCCUGUACGCCGCCGAGCGGAGCGUCAAGUCGGGUCAGUUCUUUGACGCCGACGUGGAAUGGGACAACGAGGAGAAAGUGGUUGAGGCUCGACUGGGCAAAAAGUAUGAAGAAAAAGAGUCGUGGGGUGAGGCAUGCUCGGACGUGGUCAACCCGGUGCUCUGCAUUUGCGAUAUCAUCACGGGCUCGGUGACGGUGCUCGACCAAGUGCCCAAGGGGAUCUCUCCCUCAUUCGCGACCUGGGCCCCGAACGACACCGGAGUCGUGUUCUUUGGCGUUGACGACGAGCCCUUCCGCCUUGGAAAGAUUUACUGCAACAACCGGAAGGGUUCUCUCUACUACUACGACUUGGCGACCGCUAAAAUGACCGUGAUCGGGACGCCGGGCAUGGCAUGCGAGCACCCAACUUUCUCCCCCGACGGCAAAACCCUCGUUUACUUCCAACGUGCCGCCGACGGGCCCCAUCAAGCCUGCAUGCAGAUGGUCAAGGUGUCGUGGCCGUACGACGGAAGCGCCCCGGAAGAGGUCGUCGGCAUCGUGCACGACACCGUCGAGGACCCCGACGUUUUCCCCGGCUUCUACGCCGUGUCGAUGACCCAAAAGCCCUGGUGCACCGACGGUCAGCGGCUGAUCGUCGGCAGCAUCUGGCGCAGCAAAACCGAGGCGCUGAUCGUCGACACGAAGGAGGGAACUGUCACACGGCUCACGAAUAACGGCGGCCAAGUCCACGGCUCUUGGGGCGUGUUGGACGUGAACGGCGACCUGGUGCUGGCCACCGCCGCGGCGCCGAACCGCCCACACACUGUACUGCUCGGCCGCGUUCCAGCAGCCGGUGCCGAGCGCGAGAUGCUGUGGACCCGCGUGGAUGGCGUCUCGCCAACACACGAGCUGCGCCAGUCGCUGGCCGAUGUGCUGUGGAAGUUUGUGCAGUUCAAGCGAGACGGUUUGAGCCCGUACGAGGGAAUUUUGGUACAGCCCACCGAGGGGACGUCACUGCCGCUCGUCGUUUUCCCGCACGGCGGCCCGCAUAGCACGAGUAUCGCUUCAUGGCCGCGACGCGACGUUGGUCUGCUGCUGAACGCCGGCUUUGCCGUUUUGCAGGUCAACUAUCAUGGCUCACUCGGCUUCGGCGACGAAUUCGUACGGCAGUUGCCGGGCAACGUCGGCGACAUGGAGAUCAAGGAUGUGCAGCACGCUGCCGAACAAGUGCUGGCCACGGAGAAGCGCCUCGACCCGUCGCGCGUCGUCUGUUUCGGCGGCAGCCACGGAGGCUUCACCGUUUCCCAUCUGAUCGGACAAUAUCCGGACUUCUACCGCGCCUGCUGUGCCCUGAACCCGGUGCUCAACAUUUCGGCCAUGUACGAGAUCACCGACAUUACGGACUGGACAUGGUACGAGGCGCUCGGCAAGGAACCCGAGUGGACCCGCGCCCCGAACGCGGAAGAACGUGACGCGAUGGUACGAUGCUCGCCGGUUCACCACCUGGACAAGGUGAAAACUCCAUAUCUGCUUCUGAUCGGGCAAAAGGAUCUGCGCGUCGUCCCACACUACCGUGGCUUCAUACGCGCGCUGCAGGCCCGAAAGGUGCCCACCAAGGUUCUUACCUACCCGCCGUCGUGCCACCCGCUUGAAGAAGUCGAGGUUGAAGCCGACUUUUCCAUCAACAUGGUCCGCUGGUUCGAGCAGUACCUC
This is a messenger RNA of Mesorhabditis spiculigera, 2190 nucleotides long. The record is from the annotation of a GenBank genome assembly. Lineage: Eukaryota; Metazoa; Nematoda; Chromadorea; Rhabditida; Rhabditidae.